GGGCUGAUGCGUGGGCCGGCACUUCCGACUAUAAAACCCCGGCGAACCGAUGGAGUCACUCACAAUCGGAUUUCGACGUUCGCUCUGGUGCAGUUCGAUACGGUCUAGUGAUUAGUCAAGGACCCAACGGCUCAAGUUUUUUCCCUCUUUGAUCCAGGACCCAACGGACCUUGAAGCGGCGCCAAAAUGUGUGACGAUGAUGCUGGAGCACUAGUCAUCGACAACGGAUCCGGUAUGUGCAAAGCCGGUUUCGCUGGUGAUGACGCCCCACGUGCCGUCUUCCCUUCCAUUGUCGGCCGCCCACGUCACCAGGGUGUGAUGGUCGGUAUGGGUCAGAAGGAUGCCUACGUUGGUGACGAAGCCCAAUCCAAACGUGGUAUCCUCACCCUGAAGUACCCGAUAGAGCACGGUAUCAUCACCAAUUGGGAUGAUAUGGAGAAGAUCUGGCAUCACACCUUCUACAAUGAGUUGCGAGUUGCUCCUGAAGAACAUCCAGUCCUGCUGACUGAAGCUCCACUGAAUCCAAAAUCCAACCGUGAGAAGAUGACGCAGAUCAUGUUUGAGACGUUCGCUGCACCUGCUGUGUAUGUUGCCAUCCAGGCUGUUCUGUCCCUGUACGCCUCCGGUCGUACCACUGGCAUUGUGUUGGAUUCUGGAGAUGGUGUUUCCCACACCGUCCCAAUCUACGAAGGUUAUGCUCUACCACAUGCCAUCCUCCGUAUGGACUUGGCUGGUCGCGAUCUGACCGACUACCUGAUGAAGAUCCUGACCGAGCGCGGUUACUCGUUCACCACCACCGCUGAGCGUGAAAUCGUUCGUGAUAUCAAGGAAAAACUGUGCUACGUCGCUCUGGACUUCGAGCAGGAAAUGCAGGCUGCCGCCGCUACCUCGUCGUCCGAGAAGUCCUAUGAACUUCCCGACGGUCAGGUCAUCACCAUCGGCAACGAACGUUUCCGUGCCCCAGAAGCCCUCUUCCAGCCAUCCUUCUUGGGUAUGGAAUCCACUGGCAUUCACGAGACCGUCUACAAUUCCAUCAUGCGUUGCGAUGUGGACAUCCGUAAGGAUCUGUAUGCUAACAGCGUCUUGUCCGGUGGUACCACCAUGUAUCCAGGUAUUGCCGAUCGUAUGCAGAAGGAAAUCACUUCCCUGGCUCCAUCCACCAUCAAGAUCAAGAUCAUUGCCCCACCGGAACGUAAAUACUCCGUUUGGAUCGGAGGAUCCAUCCUGGCUUCCCUGUCCACCUUCCAGGCCAUGUGGAUCUCCAAGCAGGAAUACGACGAAGGCGGCCCAGGAAUCGUCCACCGCAAGUGCUUCUAAGCUGAACCACCCUUUUGUACUGAUUACCAUAAGCGACAUUGCCAGUGAAAGCGACAACAGCAGCAUCAAAGUACAUUUGUCAUUCUGAUUCGGCUAGUACCACCAUCCGGAAUCAGCUUGCAUCGAACAUCAAUUCACGUUAUUCAAUGUAUCUGUCAUCCAGCUCAGACAACACGUGGUGCAUUCUCGGCCUACGAAGACCUACUACACCCGCGGAGAAAGCACUGCACCCCAGAGAGGACUCGUAUGAUAGCCAGGGAGGAGAACAUCAACUUACCUUGUGGCAAAUCUUCAUUAAAAAAACGGACAUCUUCAACUAAGAGCCCAUGUGCUUAGCUUGGUUUAGGAGUUUAGUGUGACACCAUGACCCCGCUGAUGAUCUUAUCUUAGCACCACAACCACCUUUAUGCGUUCGUUCAUCCAAAACAAGAGGACAUCACUGCAGCCGCGAGAAAAACUCGCGAACCAUCCUGUUUUCUUUUUUAUAAUAUUCUUACUUUUAGUUUCAAAUUAUUUUCAGUAAUAAAAACGUCUCAAAACAUUAAA
Messenger RNA from Aedes albopictus (Asian tiger mosquito), 1863 nucleotides. Its product is annotated as actin, muscle-type A2. Gene Ontology annotation, biological process: mitotic cytokinesis. The record is from RefSeq and is a predicted model, not a curated record. NCBI's taxonomy places the organism in Eukaryota, Metazoa, Arthropoda, Insecta, Diptera, Culicidae. The coding region runs from base 187 to 1317 and encodes 376 amino acids. The transcript has 3 exons.